Molecule: messenger RNA, 1570 nt
Organism: Danio rerio (zebrafish)
Lineage: Eukaryota; Metazoa; Chordata; Actinopteri; Cypriniformes; Danionidae
Source: RefSeq, a predicted model, not a curated record
UGCUUUUGUCUGUUUAGACUCAACCCACAAAAAAAGAAGCAGCUGUUCCUAGCAAAGUUUAGGUUAAAGUUUUUCGCCGGCGAGUAAAUAAUACUUUUAAACAGAUUUACUAAUAUUGUGUCCCCUAGAGGCGACGUACGAGCCAUGGCAUACAGAUGUACGUGUAACUGAUGAGGAUCAAGAGUAAUGGACAUGCUUUUCACUUAACAUCUAGUCAGCGUCUGAGGGCCAGUAGCAAUGGGGACACAGUUCACAAUCGAUGACGCGUUCGUCCUGGAGGGGGAGGAGGAAGGUGUGGUGCCUGAAGAGGAUGCGGGGGAGUGGAAGGGCAGAGAGAAAGACGGCAGCGGAGAGAUGACAUUUGGACCUCUUUCUUUUACCAAAACACAAAGUCAUCCUUCUGGAUCUGCCGGCACUCCUGAACACAGCAAUCUGAAAUAUCAGAACCUGGAAAAUGAAGAUGCUUUGGGUGGCACUGUGAACUCCUCUUUCAAUAACUUCUUCAAAAUCAGUGAUCCUGCUACUUUGUCCUACUGCAGCUCUCAGUGGUCAUUCAGCACACUCAGCUCAGUCACACAGCUGUCUGCUCACUGCUGCGGGUGGACGUCUCACCCACUAGUGAAGAAGAACAGACGAGUGGUUCUCGCCUCAUUCCUCCUGUUAAUCACUGGAGUUGGUGUUUCGAGUGCAAUUUUCUUUGUUCCUGGAUUUCUCCUCUUCAUUCCUGGUGUCUAUCAUGUGAUCUAUAUAAGCUGUGCAGUUCGGGGACGAAGAGGAUUCAAGUUUUUUUAUUUGCCGUACUUUGAGAAGUAACAAAAGUUUCUCUUUACAUCAUCCAGACCAGUAGUCUGGAUCACCGAGCAUUUCAAAUCCCUAAAAAUGAAGUAAGGGGGAUGACUUCUUUUUACAACCUCAGUUACUUGUGGUUUUUUUAAAAACUAUUUCAACAUUUGUUUGGUUGUAAAAGCCAGCCUGUAUGCAAUUCUAAUUUCUACAGAAAGAACUAACAGCAGAGCUUCAACUGUGAUUUACUGUCAAGUGCAACAAUGUACAAUCUUACUUCAUCUGUGUUCACAGAAUUUGAGAAGCCACAUGUGAUUGAGAUUUUGUGUAUUUAAAUGUUCUCAAUUCAGUGAAGCAAACUUCGAGUUCAGCAAUUAUUAUAAGCUGGUUAUAGAUGUACAAAGUUUUGUCUUAUGUAGUGCGCCAUUAAUAACAUGAACUUGUUCACCACUAGCAUUGUGUAGUGAAAAUUAAAUAAUAGAAAACAAAGCAAAUGACAAGAAGAAAACCAAGCAAUUUACCAUUUAGGCCACCACACACACGCACACAUGCACUCUAUACUUGUAAAACUUUGACUUUCAUCUUCCACCUAUUGUAAAAUCAUUUAAGAUGCAGCAACCAAAGUGACAUGCUUUUGGACUGAACGUUUUUCUUAACUAUUACCACUACUAACACUUUAAACCACUGUUUUAGUCCUAAAACAAAUGUGUUGAAAAGAUUUUGUAUUGUGUAAUGUGUUUUUUUUUUUAUCUUUAUGACACUACAAUAAACCUGUUUUUAUAUUUGC